AUGGCAAAUCAUGAUGAAGAAGAAGAGGAGCGGAAGAGUGAAAGACGAGGAGGAGCAGAAGAAGAAGAAGAAGAAGAAGAAGAAGGGUUGCGUUCGGAGAAACAAAAGAGGCAUGCGGAUGAGCAAAGGACCUUGGAUUUUUCGUCUACUAGUAUUCGACCGGUGGCGGUAUAUCAAGUUGGCACAGCGCUCAACGGUAUAGGUAUAGGUGCUUACAGAGCCCAAUAG
Molecule: messenger RNA, 228 nt
Organism: Prunus armeniaca (apricot)
Lineage: Eukaryota; Viridiplantae; Streptophyta; Magnoliopsida; Rosales; Rosaceae
Source: the annotation of a GenBank genome assembly